UUGGAAGUUUGAGAUUUUCUCAAUUCUCCUUUUAUUUUUCCGUUGCGGUUUGCGUGUAAAUUGGCUAAUUUAAACCUAAACCUAGUGAACCGGUGCUUGAUGUCUCAAGAAUUCGUAUCAGUAUCUUUAUUUUCACCAAUCUGUAGCUAAAGAUCAAAGUAGUAACUUGUGAUAGUUACUGGUUUUUUUUUCAUUUUUUACUUUGUAUUCAAUUAUUGGCUUAAAGAAAAUGACUGAAAGCUCUUCAGACGAACAAAAUUCUAAACGAAAAGAUUUCAUAUGCGGCGUCGUGGAAGGCUUCUACGGUCGCCCGUGGACCACUGAGCAGAGGAAAGAUCUAUUCCAAAAGCUUAAAAAAUGGGGUCUAGACAUGUACGUCUAUGCUCCAAAAGACGAUUACAAGCAUCGCGCAUACUGGCGAGAACUCUACACUGUGGAGGAGGCAGAGCAUCUAACUUCUCUCAUAACUGAGGCAAAGUCGCAUGGCAUAACAUUCUGCUAUGCUUUAUCUCCAGGACUGGACAUAACUUAUAGUAGCCAGAAGGAAAUAACUACUUUAAAAAGAAAAUUGGAACAGGUCUCCCAAUUUGGUUGCAUGUGUUUUGCAUUACUCUUUGACGAUAUUGAGCCUGAGAUGAGUGAAGCAGACAAGCAGAUAUUCCAAAGUUUUGCACAUGCACAGGUUUCCGUAACCAAUGAAAUCCAUCAACACCUGGGCUGCCCUAAAUUCCUGCUGUGUCCCACACAGUACUGUUCUACGCGGGCCGUCCCCACGGUCAUCAGCUCGGAGUACCUCAACACUCUUGGCACUAAACUGUCGCAGGAAAUUGAUAUCAUGUGGACUGGCCCCAAAGUGAUAUCAAAAACUCUAACAACUGAAUGCAUAGAGGAAAUAACUCAAGUUUUGCGGCGGCCGCCGGUCAUAUGGGAUAACUUACAUGCCAAUGAUUAUGACCAGAAGAGAAUUUUCUUGGGCCCCUACUGUGGGAGAUCCCCAGAACUGAUACCUUUAUUGCGCGGCGUACUUUCCAACCCCAACUGUGAAUACAACGCCAACAUGCUGCCUAUAUGGACGCUGGCUCACUGGGCACGAUGUAGUUUGGAUGCGCCUACACAUAUGGAAGCAGUAUCGUGGGACAUAAAGUUGGAGCGAGAGAGCGAACAGGGUGUGUGUGAAGAUGAUAUGCCCAUGUCACUGGGCAAACAUGUCUACCACCACAGACAAGCACUUAGACAAGCAAUCAACGAUUGGCUGCCUGAAUUCUCUAUACCUAAGGCAGCACAGGGGCCUGUGAUAAAACCCCAAACACCUAUUAGUGCGCCUCCAGUGCCCAUAAUACCGAUCCUGCCGUCCAUCAACACUUGCAUGUCGCUGAUGACGGCCACUAGCAGCACCACUACCACUAGUACUGCGGACCUCGCGCCCGCCAUCCCUACUGUGAACACGAGCCAACUACAGGCGCUAGCCGAUGUGUGUUCCGCCACGCCUGACCGCCCUAUGAUGUCUACUGGAAUAUCACCAAUAGAAACUUUCAACCCGAUGCCUACCCCUGUAAUGAAUUCCCUAGUUUCACCCACCAAAGUGAUUCUCAACGAAUCCAUACCUAACCCCAUAAUACCAAUUGCCAAUUCCAACAUGUCCCUCCCAUCAGAAAUACCCGUUUCAACCCUACCCGUACCACUCAUGGGGUUGAAAGCUAUCGAUGUUGAGAACAGGGAAAAAAUCGAGACAGAUCAAACGAUGGCUGAUAAAAUCGAUAUGAACGAAUCCGUAUCGAAUGAUAGUGUGUUGGAAUCGCCUAGUUUUAUAGAACACAUGAAAAAGGGUAAGGAUGAAGAUGAUCAAAUUAUUGUUGAUGAUGUUGACCCGGUGGGUGAACAACAGCAGAAUGGGGAUAUGAGUGUUGGAGAUACUCCGCAAACCCUGAGUCCAACACGGCCAGCCUUGGAGCCGUUGGAUGUGGACCCCCCUUCCAACGCCGCCACUGACUCUGAUGUUAUCAUGCACGAUCAACUAAGCGAGAAUGGUUCAAUGCAAGUGGAGCCUAGCAACAGCCCGUUGAGCGCUGACAUGAUGGUAGAAUCCUCGGAAACCGCCGACGUAACUGAUGAGCCAGUAGAUGAAUCAUCGCAAGAACCGGACGCCCUCACGACAGACGAUCUGUUACUGUUAUGCGAUCUGUUCUAUCUGCCAUUCGAGCACGGCUCCCGAGGUCUGCGAAUGAUGCACGACUUCCACUGGCUCACCACCCACGCCACUAGCAUACUGCCUAGAGGCAACAAACCAGAAACAAGCGAAUGGCGUCGUCGCUUACGUCGUUUCUCGUGGUGGGCGGGGCGCACCAGGCGUCUCGCGCGGAGGGUCGCGUGCGCGCCCAACAGGGAACUGCACGCGGAACUGCGACCUUAUCUGUGGGACCUAUGUGCUGUAUUGGCGUUGCUACAAGCCUUCUUACGGUGGCUUGAACUUGGAAAAUUCCCUCCCAGCAUAGCGACCUACACACAGGGGACUUAUACAUGGUUCUCGAAAGGUUGGCGCGAAGCUUUCGAAAGUGGUGCCCAAGAACCCUGGGUUUUCCGAGGUGGUUUAACGGCUGAUCUUCGGAGAUUGUUGCCCGUGGAGUGCAGUGGCGACGCGCUGAGACCGCACUGCAUGCCCACCGGCCUGCCUCUCAACGUGCGACCCUAUACACCCGCUGACGAGGAAGCGGUAUGCACAAUAUGCCACAAGACAUGUCGAGACGGCUCUGAUUGUAGUGAUUUGUUUCCACGCGAUCUUCAAACUCUACCGGCAGAUAGAUUGGUGAUGCCGUUCCUAACUUUGACGCCUGAACUGUGCAUGGUGAUAGAGGACGACGGGCUCGGCGAUGUGGACAACGAGGACGGCGACGGCGACGACCCCGAUGUGGACUGCGAAAUUAAAUCCAUGAAACACAACGCUAUCAAACGAGAAAUUGUAGGUUACGCAUGUGCAGCGCUUAACAGCAAGGAGUUCUAUAAGAAACAGGAGAUCGCGUGGAUACCGGAGAUGUGCGUCAAGUAUCCCAAGGAGCUCAUGGAGAGAAACGACCUGGGCCCAGCUGCUAAGGAAUGCGUAGGCCACUUCCAUGAGUUUAGCACCCUGGAGCGCGCGCCGGACAGCGUAGUGCGUAGUCACCCGGCGCUGCUCACUUGCUGCGUGCUGCCGAAUAGAUCCGACUCUCUGGCGCCGGCUAGAUUGCUGACCUGCCUGCUGGCCGCGCUACGUGCUCACGGUGUAAAUGGCGUGCAUGCAUGCAUAAACGCAACGGACCACUACCUACAACAGUUCUACAACAAGCUAGGGUUUGUUGAGGUGUCGCGAAAUGGCGGGCGCGUGUUCCUCGCGCGCGCCUUCUAGCGCCAGAGACAGCUCUAUGUGCCUCGCUAGCGGCACCGCAGCCUCACCAGCGUGAGGCCCUUGGCUCUAGCCAUAGACAAACGACGGAGAAGACGUCGUUAAUUUAACUUUUUUAUUUUAAAGAUUAUUAGCCAUGCUAAUCAUGACGAAUGUGUUUUAAUGUAAUGUAUUUUAUAAUGUAGAUCAUUAAGUGCGUAUAGUGAAUACAGUAUAUCUAUAUAAUUGUAGUGCAGCUAUUAUACAGGGUCUAACCAGAACCUUAGCAAAAAUUUAGCGACUACUAUUAUACUACCUUAACGCUAAUCUUAAAUCCAAUGCCAAUAACCAUUUGUCUUAUCUCGUAGUUUUAGUGAU
Messenger RNA from Maniola jurtina (meadow brown), 3733 nucleotides. RefSeq names its product protein O-GlcNAcase (gene Oga). The record is from RefSeq and is a predicted model, not a curated record. Gene Ontology annotation, biological process: glycoprotein metabolic process. Gene Ontology annotation, molecular function: beta-N-acetylglucosaminidase activity. Lineage: Eukaryota; Metazoa; Arthropoda; Insecta; Lepidoptera; Nymphalidae. The transcript is spliced from 21 exons. Bases 230 to 3379 code for a protein of 1049 amino acids.